Pseudocercospora fijiensis CIRAD86 is the source of this 2459-nucleotide messenger RNA. RefSeq lists its product as uncharacterized. The coding region runs from base 33 to 2360 and encodes 775 amino acids. NCBI's taxonomy places the organism in Eukaryota, Fungi, Ascomycota, Dothideomycetes, Mycosphaerellales, Mycosphaerellaceae. Gene Ontology annotation, molecular function: copper ion binding; oxidoreductase activity. The record is from RefSeq and is a predicted model, not a curated record. The transcript has 3 exons.
GUUCCCUUGCCUUGCCUUGUCUUGCUUUCACCAUGUUUUCUUCUUCUUCCCUUUUGCUGGGCUCUGUCCUGGCCGCCGGCUCCCUCGUUCAUGCCGCGACCAGACAAUUCUCCAUUGAGGCUUCAUGGGCUACAGGCGCCCCCGACGGUUUCGAGAGGCAGCUCAUUCUGGUCAACGGAACCUCUCCCGGCCCAGCUCUGAUCGUUGAUCAGGGCGACGAUGUCGAAUUCUACGUUCAAAACAACCUGCCUUCUGUUGCCACCGUUCACUUUCACGGCAUUGAGAUGCUACACACUCCAUGGUCCGAUGGUGUUCCGGGACUUUCUCAAAAACCCAUUCCCGCUGGCGGCAGUUGGCUGUACAAAUGGAAGGCCACCGAGUACGGUACCUACUGGUACCAUGCCCACUACCAGUCACAAGUGAGCGAUGGCUUUUACGGACCAAUCUACAUUCGCCCUCGCGACCAUGUCGAGAGACCAUUUGCUGCCAUUGCCGGCGACCAGGCUGCCAUCGCUUGCGCUGAGGAGAACCCUCAGUUCGCCAUGAUCGCUGACUGGCAGCACGUCACCUCCGAGGAGCUCGAGAAGAUCGAGUCGGACAACAACAUUGAUGUCUACUGCGCUCAGAGUAUUCUUAUCAACGGUCAAGGUCGGGUCAACUGCUUGAGCCCAGAUCAGCAGAAGGCAGCGCUUGCGCCACCUUUACAAGCCCUCUACGCCUCGACUGGACCAUUGGCGGGCUUGAACAUGACCGCGUCUGGUUGCGCACCAUUUGUGCCAUUCACACAGCGACCAGGCCCAAUCAACCCAGCAGGUCUCCCAGACACCAUCACUGGCUGCACGCCCACCGAGAGCGAUCUCCACAACUUCGAUGUCGACCCAACCAAGGGAUGGGCUAGCAUGCACUUGAUGAGCUCCGCUUCCAUCAAUGCCCCAGUCGUCUCUCUUGACGAGCACGACAUGUGGGUCUAUGCUGUUGACGGUCGCUACAUUCAGCCAUACAAGGUCCAAUCAGUCCAGAUCUUCAACGGCGACCGCUACUCUGUCAUGAUCCCAUUGACCAAGAGCAGCGGCACCUACACUUUCCGUGCCAACCACUUUGGCUUCAACCAGCUUGUCGGUGGCUUCGCUUCCGUCACCUACAAGGCCGGCAGCGCACCAAGCUGCAGCAACAACGGUGGAAGCCCGGGAACUCCUCCAGGACAUGGCGGCGGUGGCAACGGCGGCAACGGCGGCUACUCUCCAGGCCCAGGCCAAGAGAACCCCAACAAGAACCAUGGCAUCGACUGCGGUAUUCCAGGCUGGAAGUUCAACAAGCCAUACGGCAAGAAGCCAGACGGUGCACCAAAGAAGGUUCCAUCGUGGCCACAGCCCCAUGUGCCAUCCAACUGGGACUGGCACGGACAGCUCCCUAAGCCAGGCCAGGUCAGCCCGCCGGCUUACGUGCCAUCCCCACCAGAGUCCUAUGGACCUGAUGCGGACGAGCCAAAGGAGUCCCACACGCCAGCUAAGAACACCACAUCUGCCGCACACGCAGCUCCAACUGGAUACUCGACAACUGCAGCAGUCAAGGAGCCUGUCGCCACUACCACCCCUUGCACUGCCGAGUCCAAGUCGACUGAGGCUGCUGCUUCAUACGCGAAGCGAUCAGACCAAUUCCGCAGCAACAUGUGGAAACGCCAAUCUGCUCCUUCUGCCUCGACUCCAUGGAUCACCUACGGUGGUUUCCCUGUGUCGCAGAACGUAACACAGCUCAACGAGACCAUGGUCGUUCCGUUCGUCAACGUACCACCAUCGCAGAACGUUUCCGCCACCUACAUUUUCAGCAUGUCGCGCACAACGGCUCCAUGGAUGUGGAAAGUUGGUGGUAACUCGUACCCAUCGCGCCCACAGGAGUACUCGCAGGACGCACCACUGCUCUACUUUCCAGAGAGCGCCAACGCAAACAACCAGAACCUUACCAUCAUGACCACCAACGACACCUGGGUGGAUCUGAUCUUCACUGUUCCCGACAUCUUCGGUCCACCUCACCCAAUGCACAAGCACAGCAACAAGGCUUACGUUAUUGGACGCGGCACCGGCAACUUCACCUGGACCUCCGUCGCUGAAGCUGCUGCUGCCCAGCCGCAGAACUUCAACUUCGUGAACCCCCAGCUCCGUGAUGGCUUCGCUACCGCUCCAACUACCGGUGCCCCGGUCUGGCUUGCAGUGCGAUACCACGUCAUCAACCCAGGAGCAUUCUUGCUUCACUGCCACAUCCAGACUCACUUGAGUGGUGGCAUGGCUCUUGCGCUCCUCGACGACCUCGCAGAAGUAGGCCCGAUUCCAGCGGAAUACGGCGUCAACGGUAAUGGCGAAUGAUUCAGGGAAUUGGGAAAAUUUCAAAGCUAUCGACAGCAAUCAUUUCGUACAGUAUCUCAUCAGCAUCAGCCAGCUCCAACGCAGCGGGAUUCCUUGAAA